AUGAGGCAUUGGAAGAUUUGCACUGAUCUGACACGAUGCCUUUUGACGAUUGCUAUCAUACAGCAGCUUUUGUUGCCAUCCGUGUUGGCAUCAGUGCCUCAGCUGCCUCCAACGGUGGUGAUCCGCAAUCUGGCCAGGGGAUCGGCUUUGAAGAUGAUGGCAGACCUAAGUGGUGGCUUGCCCAUGGAAAUAUGGAAGUCGUCCGUGGUCUUGCAGCAUAUUCGGACUAAGGACGGGAAGAAUAGAAAAAACGACCUCCAGGUCCUGCAAACGUUGAUUGAGGAGCGUGGAUUUUCAAGUCUGUGGACGGGAUGUUCAGCUCGCAUGGUGGAGGGCUUUUUUAGUGGAGCCGUGUUGCUGACGGGGAAAGAAACCCUGAGGCGAUCAUUGCUAGCAUCGCCCGUGGUCCGAAAAACAGUGCCUCCGGCAGUGAUUGGAUUCGUCGCCGGUGCCGGGGGAGGGGCUGCACAAGCCCUGAUAAUGGCACCAACCUCUCUUUUGGUGACGGCGUCCACUGCCAAAGGUGGUCAAUCCGUCGUUGCCGCUGCCAAGGAAGUGUGGCAAAGAGAUGGUCUAGCGGGAAUCUACAAGGGAUCUUCAGCAGUAGCUGCCCGCCAGGCUACCAAUUGGGCAUCACGGCAAGGAUUUACCGAGCUUGUGCGUCCCCACAUCAACAUUGCGGGGGUAUCAGGAGAGAUUAUUGCAGGGUGUUUGGGAGGGGCGCUAAGUUCGUGGAAUACUCCUUUUGAGGUUGCUCGAAUACAUUCUCAGUCGAGGUUAUACCUACCGGUUCAGAAGAAGAAUGACUACAAAACACUACAGUCCGAGUCUCUGAUAACUACGAUGAGACAAAUACUUGAAGAGGAUGGGGUCAGUGGCCUUUACGUUGGGCUCACCCCAAGGAUAUUCCAAGCUUGCUAUCAGACGGUUUUCUUGGUCUGCAUUCCAAGGCUCAUUGAGAGAUGA
Messenger RNA from Seminavis robusta, 966 nucleotides. Lineage: Eukaryota; Bacillariophyta; Bacillariophyceae; Naviculales; Naviculaceae. The record is from the annotation of a GenBank genome assembly.